AUGUAUACAUACCGACCUAGUUCUGUUCCUCAAAUUAGUGAUUCUUUUGAUGGAAGUUGCAGUAGUCCUAAGGUGAGCAGCAGUCCAUGGUUGAUGCUACUGCCGGAGUUUAAGGAGGACAGCACCGUCUUCAAAUUCUACAGACUGGCAGAAGGGUAUGUCAUACAAGUACAACAUGAGCAGCAAGUGAUGAUGCCUGAUAUUGAUUCCGUUUGCUUGGGUUCAUUAUCCAAGGGAUGGCUUGUUUGUAUACAGCCUAAAGAUUGUCUUCUCUUCAUGUUUAACCCACUUUCUGGUAAGACUAUCCAGCUUCCAUCCAUUGAAACUUUCCCCUGUGUUAACGGCGUUAUUCAGAAUAGUAUCAGAGUCGAAUGCUUUCUUAACCACCAAUCUAUUCCCUUAACCCCACAACGUAUGUCUUCAUACAUUGUCGAAAAGAUGAUCCUUUCAUCCCCUGAUCCUAUGGAAGAGGACUGCAUAGCGUUGGUCAUUUACGGGCCACACCAGCGACUCGCAUUCUGCAGGAGGCCUGGCAUAGCUGAAGCCAAUUCGUGGACUGCACUCGACGGUCCCUUACGCGAGUACAGUCAAAUUGUAUUCCACAAUGGAAAGAAACUAUUUUUUGCUCUCACCCAAGAUAAGGAGCUUGAAGCUUGGGAUCUCCACAAUGAUCCAACUAAGAGGUUUCUCAUCCAGAUUGAAGAUAUAGGCUGCAGUGAUGAUUAG
Messenger RNA from Nicotiana tabacum (common tobacco), 726 nucleotides. RefSeq lists its product as uncharacterized. The record is from RefSeq and is a predicted model, not a curated record. Lineage: Eukaryota; Viridiplantae; Streptophyta; Magnoliopsida; Solanales; Solanaceae.